GAUCAAGAUCAUAUUGAGUGUUGAUGGUCGUGGGACCAGUGUGCAUUUGUGGUUUAAGAGGAGUAACCGCGGAUCCCAACUCGACAAUGCUUCCAAUCCUUUGAAAGGAGAGAGAGAAAAUAGUGACUCUUAUGACAGAAGAAAUAUAUGAUCUGAAAUGACUUCACUAAGAACAAGAUCUUUUUUCUUGGGCAUGAUUGCAGCAUCAGUCACAUGGGCUGUAGUCAUCUACCUGUAUUGUUCACUGGUAGAGAAUCCUGAUUAUAAAACAGACCAGGACAUUAUUGCCCAGGAUGUGGGAAGUCAUUCUGUUCACAAAGACCCUUCACAAAGAAAUGAUGGAAAAUACUCCAAAUUCAAGCAAGUAAGGGAGAACUUUUUUGUACUAACUAAAAGUAGAAGAGGUGAUAAAGAUAUCAAAACAUUUGAUAUAGAAACCAAUAAUGUUAAUAGUGAGAAAAGAAGGUUAAAAAAUAGCUUAAAAAAACAUUUCAUCAAGAACAUUAAGGAAGAAACUCAAGACAUGGGAGGUAGAGAUGGACUGCUAGUGUCAAGUGAUCCACCUCUUGAGGAACUGGGGCUUGUGAAGACACACAAGGAUCAAGAGGAAAAAGAACAAGGAUAUAGGCUGCACGCAUUCAACUCUCUAAUAUCCUCACGCCUUUCACCACACCGCUCAGUACCAGACACCAGAAAUAAAAGGUGCAAGGAUAUUGUGUAUCCAGAUCAGUUACCAUUGGCAUCCAUUGUCAUCUGUUUCUUUCGUGAAGAACAUGCUGCACUCUUACGUAGUGUUCAUUCCAUUCUGGAUCGCACACCUUCCCAGUUCCUGCAGGAAAUCAUACUAGUGGAUGAUACAGAUGAAGAAAGCUAUCAUGAAGAAGUAGAAAAUGAGAUGAGAAACCUGAGUGAAAAAAUCCGCAUCUUGAAGACUCCUCAACAAGAAGGUCUCAUUCGGGCUCGGGUGUUUGGGGCUCGUCACGCUGUGGGGCAGGUGCUGGUGUUUUUGGAUAGUCAUGUAGAGGUGAAUGUUGGAUGGAUUGAGCCCCUGCUGGCACGUGUGGCAGAAGACACUCACCAUGUAGUCACUCCAAUCAUUGAUGUCAUCUCUCCAGACACUUUCCAGUACAGCCCGUCUCCUUUGGUGCGUGGAGGUUUCAACUGGGGGCUUCACUUUAGAUGGGACACCAUACCUUCAUCAUAUUUUGCUGAUAAAAGAAACUUUGUCAAGCCCAUCAAGUCCCCCACCAUGGCAGGAGGUCUCUUUGCCAUGGAUCGCAUCUACUUCAAGGAGCUUGGAGAGUAUGAUACAGGAAUGGAUGUAUGGGGUGGAGAAAACCUGGAAAUGUCAUUCAGAAUAUGGAUGUGUGGAGGACAGCUGGAGAUAAUGCCAUGCUCCAGGGUGGGGCACAUCUUCAGACGUCGGAGGCCAUAUGGAUCAGGCAGUGGACAAGACUCCCUGCUUCAUAACUCUCUUCGUGUGGCUCAUGUCUGGAUGGAUGAAUUCAAGGAAAAUUUUCUCAAGUCACGUCCAUAUGCAGAAAAAAUUAAUUAUGGGGAUGUAUCAGAAAGAGUAAAACUUAGAGAGAACCUGCAGUGCAAACCUUUCUCUUGGUACCUAAACACUGUAUACCCUGAGCUAGGGUUGCCUGAUGCUGGAGGCAAGGCAGGAGGUGGUGUCAGGGAGCAGGCUGCAUUGGGUGUCCGGCAAUUUCAACCGUGGAAUAAAAGAACAAGGAAUUAUACCCAUAAAUGGCAGAUUCGAUUAACAGGAACCAACUUCUGUGUAGAAUCUGAAGACCAUCCCUCUAAAAAAAGCUCAAGACUAGUUCUUGCUGAAUGCUCAGAGUGGGAGCGUCAGAUUUUUCAUCAAACUGACCGUAAUGAACUGGUUCUGGCGCAGCUUUUGUGUUUGGAGGCCACAGACCACUUUCCACUUAACAAGAAGUGUCAUGAAUUGGGAGGGGCACAGGAAUGGAAAGUAAAAAGUCAGAUGGGAAUUCCUCUUUACAACUUGGCCACUGGGUUGUGUGUUGCUGCAGAAGAAGUGCGGUCAGGUGCAUCCAUUAUCAUGAACAUGUGUUCAACACCCAAGUUAACAAACUGGGAUCUAGUGGAUGUUGCAUAAGGUGGCCUUGCUCUCCUAUCAGGACCAGUUUCAUUCACAUACACUUAAUAAUACUCUUAACUUCAUAAACUUGGUUCUUCAUCCUCUCUGUUCUUCACCCUCUCAGUAUGGCCAUACCAUAUCAGUGUGUACCUGACCUUAGGUCAAGGAACAAAAAAUAGCUUACAUUUUGUAGCCAACAAAUGUCUUUCUUAUGUUUAUAAGUAUUUACUAUGAAAAUAAAUAUUUCCAUACAU
Molecule: messenger RNA, 2364 nt
Organism: Scylla paramamosain (green mud crab)
Lineage: Eukaryota; Metazoa; Arthropoda; Malacostraca; Decapoda; Portunidae
Product: polypeptide N-acetylgalactosaminyltransferase 11-like
Exons: 14
Coding region: 158-2128 (656 amino acids)
Biological process (GO): protein O-linked glycosylation; regulation of Notch signaling pathway
Cellular component (GO): Golgi apparatus
Molecular function (GO): Notch binding; polypeptide N-acetylgalactosaminyltransferase activity
Source: RefSeq, a predicted model, not a curated record